CUUCUUUUCCGCCCUCCAAAAUUUGGCGAUCAUGAAUGCGCUUCCUGAUUUUCCCAUGGGCAUAAAUGAGUGCGGUUUCCGAUCGUCUACAGGGAUCACCAGGCCCCAGAGAAAAAUGGGCAUUCUCGAAAAGCCAUGAAAAGUGGCUCAUGACCCCGCGCGAAAGUUUGUUUGGAAUCUUACCAACGACAUCCGAUUCUCUUUUUAAGUUGGCUUCCCCGCUACCCGCUAUGGACUUUUGUUUACGUUUUGGGUGAAUCUGAACUUUCUAUUCCCUCGUGGUACCAAAUGUCGGCCACUCAUGCAGAAGACGAUGCACCAAUCAGCAGCACUACCACAUCUCGCACAGGAACGGCAGGAAGUUUAGUGGCGGAUCCGAUUCAUCACCAACGAGGGGAAACGCCACCGCCAUCGCCAUCGAGAGCGAAGGUAAAUGCUAGUGUCAAAACUUGUAGUGCUGCUACUGUAGCUGCAGAACCUGAAAUCAUGGCGACUGCCAUAUCGAGUCUACCCCGAUCUCCACUUACUUCACUACCGACACUAAAACCCGUGGAAGAAGGGGAUGCUGUGCCACUGGCUGCCGCCCCUGCCGCUAAAGCUUCCCCGCAUACGACAGCAUCGCAUCCGCUGCAAAAUCAGCAUCACGAGCUUCACCAGCAGUGCGCCGGAUUGGGAUUGGAGGCUACAGAGGCUACAGAGGCCACAGGAAAGGGAAGCAAAGGUGGGGAAGCCAAUCAUUCUGUAACCGCACCAGAGAAUCAUAGUGCGACGGAACACCAGAGCCAGGACAAGGACAAGGACAAGCAAGGGCACGGCAGCUUCGUCGCUUCCCACGAAAUGACAAUGAGAGUCAAAGGAGGUAAGACACGCGAGCACUUGCUCCCUCCUCUACAGUCAAGGAAUGUUCAUUAUUCGAGCAGCUCUAUCAUCCCCCAACCAAGGAACACAAUUAAUUGAAUUUAUUAGAAGCAGCACACUCAACAGUAACUCUUACCUCCAAUCCACAUCAAGCAGACAUCACACCACUCUCCCCAAAGACAGCAGACCCUACCUCCGAUAAUAAAGCUCCUAUUCCUCCAACCGGACAUCCUUCGGGUCGUCAACAGCCACCUCCUCUCUCCAAUAUAUUCCACUUUCAUCACGGUUCGGGUGAUAAUCCACAAACACCUGCACCACAUCCACACAUGUUUUUCAAAACUUCCCAUGGCCCAGGCACUGCUGCCCACCGUCGAAAAAGUCUGGCAAAUACAACAGCAAUCACCAAUUACGAAGCCGACUUGACGAGUCGAGACCGAGUCAAGCUGAAGGAGGCAGUCAAAAAAUACUUGGUAGAAAAGGUCAAGGAUGAUUGGAAGUGGGAGUGGCCGCGGCCGGAGGAGACGAGCUCCCCUGAUAAUACGCGGGUUCUGGAACUUGAUGGAGCUACGGAAGAAACUCCAAAUGAAGACCUAGAGCCUACAGAAAGUAUUGAGCAACAAUGGCAGGAGAGGGAUGAAUGGAUUAGUAACGCGAGUGAAAGCGAGCCAGAACCUGCGUCCAAAGUCUUGAAUGGUAUAACCUCAAAUCCCAGGACGAGUCCAUUUCGAUUCGAGAAUCCAGAUGUUGUAGGAGAGACAGUUCAAAAUGCCCUCCGGGAUCGCAAGCGAAGACGGAAGAGGAGGAAUAAGGAGGAAAUGAAUUGGAAUGAUGGAGUGCGAUGUUUCACAGAACGGCGAGAUGCAUGGACUGGGGCUCGUCGAAAACGUGCCGCUCCCCAAAAUACGGCCCAACAAAAGCGAACUUCAGUAUCCACCGAAGAUGGUGGUAGUUCUACGGCCAUCGAGAACGAAGCCGACGAUGAAUGGGAAGAUUCUGAUACUGAGGUUCCAAUUGCCCCACCAAUACUACCCCCUACCAACGCUAUGCGGCAAAGCAUCACCCCUGAGGCUUACAAUACGAUAUACGACAAAGUAAUCCUUCAGCAAUUGACCCCCAGUUGCCCUAUGAAUCUUCAAGAUGUGAUACGCAGUUGUGUCCAUGGUUGGAAACGAGAUAAUGAAUGGCCACCGAAAGCCGCAGGUGGACCAAUCCAAGUACCCAAACCGAAGAAAAAGUUGAGAAAGUUGAGUGUAGCGGGUAUCUUUGGACUCGACAAAGACAAAGACGGGAAUAAAGAUCAGCCGACCAGUCCAGGGGGUAUUCGAAGGGGAUUACAGAGAUUGAUGAGUUUUGGAAAGGAUAGUGUAUCGUCGCCUACCAGUCCAGGACUUAAUGGUCAUGUGGCUAAUGGGAAUGGGAAUGGGAAUUUGCAUGCAGAUGGACAGGUUGGGAAUGGACAUGUGGAGGUAGAGGGAGAGGAGGUUGCUAAACCAACUCCUCCUCCCCCUUGACGAGGCUCUGUCUACUUUUCUACUCCUCAGUAUUUGUUUUUGUUGCGGCAUGUGUAUAGUACUCAUGGCGGUUUUUUGGACGUUGCAUAUAUGCAUGAUACGGCGUUUUUUCUCUCUCCUCCCUACGACCUUGCACGCUUUCUUUUGAUUCUGGUAUAGCUAGCUAUCUAGCUAGCUGUGUUCUUAUAUGUUUUGGGUGCAUGGUGGUUAGUGGUGCUUGGGUAUAGCUAGCCUUUUUUGGGGGUUUUUGGUGGCACUCGUGGUCAUUUUAUGAUGAGAGAUGAAGUAGUAAUUGUAUUAGCUAUGGGGUGGGAGAUUGUAGAAGGGUGGAAAGGGGGAGAGAGAGGGCUAGUCUUGUCGAUAAGGUAGAUUUGGUUAGGUUAUGUACUUGGGAUAGUGGUUUAAU
Hymenoscyphus albidus is the source of this 2775-nucleotide messenger RNA. The record is from the annotation of a GenBank genome assembly. Lineage: Eukaryota; Fungi; Ascomycota; Leotiomycetes; Helotiales; Helotiaceae.